This is a messenger RNA of Rhineura floridana, 8652 nucleotides long. Its product is annotated as protein-lysine methyltransferase METTL21E-like. Bases 247 to 1017 code for a protein of 256 amino acids. The transcript has 5 exons. Gene Ontology annotation, molecular function: protein-lysine N-methyltransferase activity. NCBI's taxonomy places the organism in Eukaryota, Metazoa, Chordata, Lepidosauria, Squamata, Rhineuridae. The record is from RefSeq and is a predicted model, not a curated record. Gene Ontology annotation, biological process: peptidyl-lysine methylation. Gene Ontology annotation, cellular component: cytoplasm; cytosol.
AAGGGGUUUGUUCACGUUGCAGCUGUCGGGGUUUAUAAACUCAUACGGGGGGGGAGCAAGGUGGGGGCUGCUGAUGGGUUGUUUCAGACUUCACUGCUUAUUUCUAUAGGGCUAUUCACAAACUAACCAGCGUUGGGGAGAGAUUCUGCAGACAUAAAUCUUUAUCUUCACUUUCUGUGGAAACCAGGAACAAAAACUAAAAUAAAAUAGUACCUUUAAUUUUACCAGUCCAGCCCAUUGUAUGAAAUGGAAUCAAAAUCAUUGCAACACAAGCAUAUUGUAUCUAAUGAAAUAUCCAGAAAGCCAGACAACAAAACAGGACCAAACGGAGAUGAACAGAUAGUUGCAGAAAUCAUGGGAAGGCGUUUCCCUCCAUCACUGAUAACCAUCCAAGUCUGGGAAGGAUUCCAUUUUGCUGGCCACAAGAUAAAGAUCACAGAAGCCACCGACAGUUACGGAGCUGUAGUCUGGUCUUCGGCUCUUGUUAUGUGCCACUUUUUGGAAACUAAUGUGAAAUCAUAUAACAUGGUUGACAAAAACGUAAUUGAAAUUGGAGCUGGAACAGGUCUGGUCUCUAUAGUAGCUAGUUUCUUGGGUGCACGUGUGGUUGCCACUGAUCUGACCGAACUGCUGGGGAACCUUCAGUACAAUAUUCUCAAGAACACAAAGAUGAGAUGCAAAUAUGAACCCCAAGUGAAAGAACUGUUUUGGGGGGUCGACUUGGAGAAGAAUUUCCCCCAGUCUUCGUGCCAGUUUGACUACAUUUUGGCUGCUGAUGUGGUAUACGACCACCCUUACCUGGAGGAGCUACUCCUUACUUUUGACCACUUGUGUAAGGACAACACUGUCAUCAUCUGGGCUAUGAAGUUCAGACUGGAGAGGGAAAACCAGUUUGUGGACAGAUUCAAAAAACUGUUUGACCUGGAAGUGAUUUCUGAUUUCCCCAGCUUAAAUAUAACCCUAUUCAAGGCAAAGAGAAGGUGCAGAGUGAAAUGGUAUCCAUUUAUUGCAACCUGACUGCUAAUAAGUUGUUGUCAAUGCAUAUUUAUCUUUGUUAGCCAUUUCUCAUGGACAUGCUAGGUUUGAAUGUGCAGUAAUGGUAGGCACAGUGCUCAAACAUUUGAUUCCCACCUGCAAUCUGAAGUAAUACAGCCCAUCAACAGAUUCAUGAUGGUGCACUUCAGGUCCACAUAUGCCUUUGAAUACACUGCUGUUGAACUGCAACACAUGCUUUUGCAACUAUAUGCAGAUAAAGUGCAAAGUCAGACCAACAUCCAGGUUUGAUAUGUACUCCUUUAAGGAAAACAAAUUACUCCAGUGACACAGGUAUAGAUUUGUGUAGGAGCACAUUAUUAAAUACCCCUCAAUACAAAAGCAAACAUUGUUUGCAGAUAGAAAAUGAGCUUGUCAGGAAGCCAGGCCCAGUUCCUUCACAUGAUAGAUCAUCAUCAUCAUCAUCAUCAUCCAACAACAGCAACAACAACAGCAGCAACAGCAACAACAACAACAUAGUUUUCUAUGUGCAGGCCUGGCCUCCAAGAGGUCUUCUGUAUCUUUAAAAGUUGUGGAGGGGGAAGGGAGAAUUUCACGUGGUUUUUCCCAUUACAGGGUUGCAAGAGCAACUGCACUUGGCUGACUUUCUCUUCUCCUAAAGAUACAGGAUCAGUCUCAGGCCAUGGACCUGGCAACCCUAGUGGGGAACACCUCGAUGUGCCCCCACAAUCCCUUUGCCUAUGCUUAUAUACAUGAGAGAAAGCAAAAAGGAUGUGAGAGCAAUCUGCAGGGAAGGGAUAGGAGGGAGCAGGAACUGUUUGCCUUGAAGAGGGAGAAGAGUUGGUUGUGUGUGUGCACGUGACUCUAGGUAGAAACACAGUCACUAUUCUGCAGGUUCUAGAGUGGCACAUGAUGCUAGUCAAACCCUGCCCCCUUUUACUGUAAAACCUGGUGGGAGCAGCUUGAGUGCAUUUUUUUAAAAAUCAGCUUCAAGAGAUUUCACAGCUGAUCAGCAGAUCAACCUGUUCCCCCUCCAGGUAUGGCCAACUGAAGUGCUUUGCUCUGGUAACUAGUGUGUUCACAGCUUCAAAGCCACAGAGCAUACAGGAGUGGCAUAGGGAGGGUGGGUCCAAAAGCCCUCAGACCUCACAUUUAAUCAAAGGAAAAUGGCAGCUAACUAUACUUCAAGCCUGUGCUUGAAAUAUUCUGCUGUGCUAUCACGUAAUGGAAACCUGGUAUGCAAGCAAAUGUGAGCCGUAAUCAUAAGCUGACAACUAAAUAAACAGGCAGUGAAAUAAUUCAAAGCUGAGUUAGGUGCAAAAACCCAAGUCUGUGGCUUGGCAUAACUGUACGUCAGAUGCUCACCAAUGUGCAAUUUAUGUGUUGUCUAUGCUAGGGAUAGUUUUUAUUUUGGAGGAGCGCCAGCCUAGUGCACGAUACGCCUGAAAGUCAAAAGGGAGCAUGUGCGCCAAAUCUCUGUUGGAAGAGUGUUCCACCAUAUGGAACUGGCAACACUAAAUGCCCAGCUUCUGGUUGAAUCCAGUUGGGCCUCUGUAACAUUGGAGACAACUGUGCUCCUCCGGUGAUCAAGCUGGGAUAUAAGGGCUCAGGUAGUCUUUGUGGUAUCCUCAAGUUGUUUAGGACUUUGUAUAUCAAGCGCCUUGAACUGGCUGGUAGGAUACGGAUAGUCAGUGCAGAUGUUUUAGCAGAGGUGCCACAUGCUAUUGGCUAUCUGCCCCCAUCAGUACAGUAGCCACUGCAUUCUGCCCCAGCCAGAGCUUCUGGACCAGGUAUCAACCAAUGUACGCUGUCAAGUGUUGUGUCUGGUUUUGUGUCUUUCAUUGUGCAUCAUAUUGUACUUGAAUUAAGGGAUGCCUACUAUAUGUCUCGUCUGUGAGUCAUCUCACUGUGCCCUGGAAGGACUAUACCACUUCAGGCCACAGGUGUGGGAUCACACAUCUGAGUGCAUCUCCACAUUAAAAAUAAAUUUACAAAUCCUGUUGUUUAAAUGCUAGAAGAAUUCGAGCCUAGCCUAGAUGACACAAAAGAUAUCAACUGUGAGAAAGUUUUUGUAAAAAAAAAAAGUGGGGUCAGUGUCAUCAAACAUGUAACCCCGCCCAGUUGUAUUCUGAGGUGAUAUAGCCCUUCUAGGAUUGUACCACAUUCUGCUUCUCUUUGAUUGAAUUGAUCCUUAAAGGGUAACAGUUCUUUCAACUCAGAAAUAUAUUUUCUAAGACAAACUUUGACAGUGACAUAAGUGAGUGAGGAGACCAGAGAGGGGGUUAUGUUAAUAUGAUUUCCUCCCAAUUAUUGUUAAUCAGGAAAGCCCUUCAGCAUCAAUGGGAAGGAAAAGGAAAAAAUUUAGAAGAACUAAAAUAGCUGCAGAUGAGUUUGUGCUGUUACUGAAUGUAGCUUGUUAGGUAACUAUGUAGAGCUCAUUUUAUUUAUGUUAACAGAUGAGAAUUGCGUUGCUGAUCUGUGCAGAAAGGACUGCAGCAAGGUUAAUAAAAAAAAUACAUGAAAGAAAAGAAGGCUUCUUUACACACGAAUGUAUGGCUUAAUAGUUGCAUAAAAUAUCUUUUGCUGCUUUUUUUUUAAAGUUAUAAUUCUGGAGUUUAAGGCAAGUCAAAAUCUGUACUACCAAAAAUUAAAAAGUUGAAUUAUGGAGCCUGUAUAGAGGUGACUGUGGUUAGGUACAAAGAUGUAUGCAAAGCAAUAAGAAGCAAUCCCUCAGUCAAACAGCUUCAACUCCCUUAACACCCUAAAACAAAUAACCACACAUGCGUACAUUUGUUGGAGCCAUUUUAUUACCCCCCCAGCCAACUUUCAAUGUAUCUCAGGAUAAUAAAAUGUCCCAAAACAAAACCAUGUGUGAUAGUCAAUGCUAGUUCUACUCAGAGUAGAACCAUUGAAGUUAAUGGAUAUGACUAACGUAGCUUCAUGAAUUUCAGUGGGUCUAUUCUAAGUUGAAUACAACCUUGUAUGUGUAUUGUCAGCAUCCCUGGAGCAGGCUGCAAUCCUAAUCAUGUCUACUCAGAGGUAAGUCAUACUGAAUUCAGUGGCGCUUACUCCAGGGUUGGGAUUGGAGCUUCCGUUUUGAUUUGAAAAAUCCCAUGGGACAUUUUUUACCCCAAACUUGGCGUAGUUUACAUUGGCCUGGGGCAAAAAAGCAUUUCAGUGGCCAAAAUCAAUAGAUUUCUUCGAAUAUCUUAUGACUUGGGUGCUUUUGUUAUUUUUCAGAAAAAAAGAAAUGUAAAUGGUUAUAAGUGGCUGAAAUUAUGGGGACAUUGUCACCUGCCCAGUAGCAAACAGUGUUGAGAAAGACUACAUUUCAGGUCUACAUCUGUGCAAAUUCUGCAAACUGUGCACUGGGGGAGGGGGGAUGUUUCUGUUCCUGGCUUGAAAAGAGUUUAAAUUAAAAUCUGCAUCUUUAGUCUCAGAUGCUUAAGUCAGUGUCCAAUUCCAAUGUUUUUGUUUCAUUAUAUUGUUUGCAACUAGAGAAUACUCCCCCCACUCUUCAACUGCACUUCUGCUUCGUAAUGUUUAUCAUGUGUUCAUGAUGCUUGUACAUCAGUACCCUGCGAGAACCAUUGUCGUGCAAACUACAGCUGACCAGCUGGAUGUCUCUUUUCCGUAUGACUACUAAAGGGGCAGGAAGUCUGUCUUCUUUUCCACGUGGCCAUACGGUAGGUUGGGGCUCCUAAAGAACAAGGUCCUUCAUAAGGAAAUAAUGUAUGCUUGGAGAGAGACUCCCUUUUCUAUCCAUGAGUGGAGUCACAUCCAACAUGUCACACUGUUCUAUACCACCAAUUUAUGUAGUUAUAGGAUUGUGGGAGGUGGGUUUGGAUGAUAUCUGUGAGACCCCCUUCUAGCUUAUUAUUGUGUGCCUGUAAGAGAUGCAGUCUGCAAUGGAGAGACCUGCUAAACAGGGCAGUUUCGUUUGCUUAAGUUAAUAGUUUAGCCAACUCAGCCUGUGAGUUAAUAGGCUUAUUGAGUGGUCAAUCUGCAUAUCCAAAAAGAUGUGGCUAAGAGAGAUCCUGUUGCUACUGGAACUCUUUUGAGGAGAGAGAGGCACUCCUCUCUCUCUUCCUGGAGUCAAGAAGUAUAGGAAAACCAUAUAUCAUAUAAGACACCACAGUCUCUGCUGACCUUCUUUCCAAAGAAACCAAACCCUGAAUAAGCACUAGGGUUGCCAGAUCUCUGGUUAUCGCCUGGAGACUCUGGUUUUUGGGGGUCCUCUCUGGGUGAGUCACCUUAAUCUCCAGACUCUUAGCUUUCUUUCUUUUCUUUUUUUUAAAGUAAGUUUCUAGGUGGUCUGGUUCAAAAGAUGUAAACCAAAAUGUCAGCCCCCCCCCCCAAGCAACUUCUGUUAGUGCCGGCUGCUCUUAUCCUUGCCUUUUCAGGUUUUUAGCCAAUAAGUGAAGUCAGGGUUGUGAUUGACAAGAUUGGUCGACCCCCAGACAGUACCUAAACCCCAUUUCAAGUGUUGAGAACAGUUACCUUUUCCUGCUUGUCUCACACCAGGAAUUCAGUAAAUAUAUAGCUUUGAGCAGCAUAAAGAGUACUUUCUCUGUACAGGAUUAGGACUUGCUUCUGAGUAAAUAUGCAUAGGAUUGUACUACAACAGAAGAUCACAGCAAGAUCUUGGUGUGCAUACACAGUAAAUAGUUUUAAAUAUAAUAAAAGUGUAUAUGCAGUUUUUAAAAUUACUUGCAAAAAUGACAUAUUAUACACUUUAUCUUUCAAAUAAUUUUUGAACAGAAGUUUUAAAAAGUGUACAUGCUGCAGUGUUAUAGUUUUCUAAUUAAGGAGUCAAACAAGUUUAAAUUUUACUGGACUGUUGAAGAGGGCAGUUUAUUUGUCUUACUCAUAACCUGUUUUGAAAACCUUCCCAAUAUGAAUCUUUCUGGGAGUAAAGCUGCAAUGCUAACUCCACAUACUUGGGAGAUAACCCCAUUGAAUUCAGUAGACUUACUUUUGAGUAGACAUGGUUAGGAUUGUGCUGAAAAUCAGUGGGACUUUUGAGUAAACAUAGAAAAUGAUUGUGUUGUAAAUCUUUCUCUCCCCCUCCAAUUCUUUUUUUUUUUUAAGCAGUUAGGCAGGGCUUACUUAGAUGUCACUGUGUUUAUUUGUCAGGAAACUAAUACUUUUUAAAAAAAGUUCUGCAAUGGCCAACUGGUUUGGACAAUAAACUAUUAUAUGGGGUGUAUGUAUUUUUACACCUCCAGCGUGUGUGUAUAUGGAAUAUUUCCAACAACACUGUGGGGUAGGAUUAGAAACCAAGACAGCUCACAACAAGAAAUAAAACCAUUUAAAAUUUAAUAACCAUAAAACAAGUAUAAAACAGUUGCAGAACAGCUUAAAGUGGCAUGACUCUGAAUUUUGGAUUGGAUGAUUAUCACUGAAUUGCAGUCCUGUGCAUGCUUCCUUGUCUGAGUAAGCUCCAUUGAAUACAUUGGGACUUGCUUCUGAGUAAACUUGCAUAGGAUUACACUAUAAAUAUCUUUACAGGUUGUGUAAAUAAUAAACAAUUUGUAAUUCAUGCUUAUAUAAAUAUUUCUUGGUAUGUAUCUGAUUUCAUACUAUGGUUGUAAAUUAUUAUUUUCAAAUUAUUAUUUCCUCUACAUUUUAAGUGUGCCCUUCUUCCUUGGGGUGGUCAUGGUCCCCCUCUGUUGUUUUCACCCUGAGGGGAAGAUUAGGCUGAAAGAUGGUGCAUAGCCCAUGGUCACCCAAUAAACCCUUGUAGCUUAUUUCAAUUUUAAAAUUUAAUUAAAAUGAUUUCUAUGCAGGCAAAGUUAAUGAAGUAAUGCAGAUCCACAUAAUACAUUUAAAGCACAUCCAACUCACAUUUAAAGUGCAUGACUUCCCACAAAGAAUCCUGGGAAGUGUAGUUUCCCCCUCACAGUUAUACUUCCCACCACACUUAACAAACUACAGUUCCUAUGAUUCUGAGGUGGGAUUCAUGUGCUUCAAAUGUAUGUUGAAUGUGCUUUAAAUGCAUGGUGUGCAUCUGUCCUAGUAUGCUGUGCAUUCAUUCAUGAAUUGAAAAGAACAAUUUUAAAAUAUACUUUUUAAAACAGGGCUGUAGCUUAGUGGUAGGGCACAUGCUUUGCAUGCAAAGGUUCAAAAUUCAAUCUCUGGAAGAGACUACUGCUUGGAAUCCUGGAGAGUCAAUGCUAGUCCAUGUCAUCAGUACUGAGCUAGAUGGUAUCAAAUGGCCUGACUCAGUAUAAGUCAGACUCCUUUGUGCCUAAAAGGCCACAGUGACUCAAAAAUUUAUUUAUGUAUUUUACGAACAUUUAUAUACCGCUUUAUUGUAAAAAACAACAACCCUGAAAGCAGUUUAUAGAAGAAUUAAAACAAUAAAAUUAUUGACAAAAGGUAGUUAAAGACAAGUAUUCAAAAACAUUCAAAAUAAUAAAAUCAACAAUCAGUUAAAAACAGAUCAUAAUAGCGUCUACAUGCCUGGGUAGGCUUGCCUAAACAAAAAUAUUUUUGGCAGGUGCCAAAAUGAGUACAAUGAAGUGUCUGCCUAAUGUCAAUAGGCAGGGAGUUCCAAAGUGUAGGUACUGCCACACUAAAGGAUCCAUUUCUUACAAGAGCAGAACAAGUACUAUGUGGCACCCAUAACAUGGAAAGCACACCUUGAACUUGGCCUGGUAGCAAAUCACCAACCAGUGUAGAUUUCAGAGCAGAGAUAGUACGUGCUGAUAGGGUCUCACUCAUGUCAGCGAUUGUGCCACAGCAUUCUGCACUAACUGCAGUCUCUGGCUCAGGUUGUGCUGCAUGGCGAUUUCUGUGACCUUGGCUGACUGGCUGUCAAGAUGUUGUUAGUUUUUGGUCAGGAACCCCAACUGUGGGAUGUUGAGUUUUCUGUCUUAGGGCUCAUUCACAUGGGAGCUGAACUUCGUAUUAAAGACACAGCUUUUGCCAUUAUGAUAGAUUUGCAAGGUUCACACUUCUGUUAGGAGAAAUACUUUGGGCCCAGGACAAGUUCAGAAACACUUAGAGUCUUUGUGAACCAGAGUUGCAAAGCAUGAUGGAACACUGAUGGGACGGGAGGGGGAGCACAGCUGCUCUAAGUUUCGUUUCCUCUCCUGGGAACUUAGCCCUGAAGGUGCCUACCAGUUGGCACCAAUGUUUUGAGGAGAUAAUCACUCAGCUGUCCUUGACUGUUUUACAUCCCAAGUGCCUUGUACUUUCUUCACGCUAAUGUAUCUGUCUUGUAGAUAAUCAGAGGCUUGUAUUGCUUUCUGAAUUCUCUCUGGAUACUCCCUUAGAGAAGUAGUAAUAGGAUCACAUAGGGUUAUUGAUAAGCGCCCUUUUCAGGGCUACAUGUAUCUUCUUGUGUAUAUGUUCCCAUGUUUUAUGACCCCCAAAGUGUCAAACCAUCCCCUCUUCCCGGCCCUUAUCUUUGAACAUAUUGCUCAUGGGUCCGAAUUCCAAAGGAAGGACAUCCUGACAUCUGAUACAUAGCAAGUGAUAUGUGGCUUGGGUCUGUUACUUGUCUCAUAUGUUAUGUUACAUUCUGUUUAUUGACAUUUAUUGAUGUUUUGCUUAUAAAACCUAUAUAUUGGCAUUAGUGAAAAUAAACGGGGUCUUCAUUCUUGCCAGGCUGUUGUGCCUGUGUUGAGACUGAGGCCACUUUUUGAUCAAGAA